AUGCAUUUUACGACGGCUGCAUCUACCUCCAGCAGAAUUCGCCCUAUCCGGGUUGUUUGUUUUGUGGCGGCAAAUUUGGGACAGUUGCGGGUAUUAGUCAAGCGAGGUCUCAGGUAUAUUCGAAAUGUCGCGAUACGAGUGUGGGUGGAAAAGAAUAUCAAGUUUGUCGUGGCCAAGUGGGACAAAUGGCGGGACUACAUCAAUGCAGAAUCAUGGCUCAAGAAGUUUGAUCUACAGGAAUACCAGAAGUUAUCGGAAGGUGAGCUGGGGCAGCGCAUGCAGAUGAUAUCAUUGCGGGCUUUCCGAGCCCCGUGGCGUCUUCCUCAGUGGCCUACUCGGGACAAGCUUCUGCAGACUUUCACCAGCGAGUGGGAAAAGUGGGCGUGCUUCCAUAUGGUGCCGGUGCGCGUGUCCAGGAUGAUCUCCAAGCGGAUCCCUGAUUUCGUGCACAAGUUGCGUCUACGUGAGCGGCCGGAGCUUUGGGCAACGAUGGGAACUUACAUGGGCAGUGUUGUCAAAGAGCAUGUGUGCAUUGUCCAAGACGAUCGAGACACGUCCAAAGUAUGGGGCAGCCUCGCCGGUGGGGGUGGGAUGGCCGUCGCCAAGAUCAUCGCCAAGGCCGGCGCAGUGGUCACCCGCAAGGCGGCGAGAGCUGCCACGGCGCAGAAGGUGUUGAAGAAUGCCGACCCGCAGCACGCAGCGUUCUUGAAGGCGGAGGCUGAACGGGAGCACGAGGCCAUCUACCAGCGCCAGGGGCGGCUCCUGGCAGACGUCUUGGAGAGCCAGGGCGCGUGCUCGGGGUCAUCUUCGGCGGCCGGCAGCGGGCAGGCGCAGCUGCAGCGCCCGCCGGGCGCCCCGCCGGCCCAGUUUCCGCCGGCCCCGCCCGACGGCGGUUUCAACGAGAGGCAGUUGGAACAUAUCCAGAGCAUGAUCAAAGCAGCUCUUCCGGCAUCGCCUCCAUCUCCAGAGGCGCCAGUUGUGGACCGCGAGAAGUUGACGUCGGGGGACAAGGCCGUCAUCCGCAAGGUGUUCAAGGGCAAGAUCACGCGCUCCGCAGGGGCCCUCGACGAAUUCAAAGCCGAGUUCGACCAGGCCUGGAAGCAUGCCCCGGUCCGCGAGGCAUUCAAGAAGUACGCGAAGGAGAAAGGGAAGAAAGAGGAGGACAUUCCACAUUUCAAAUCCGCGAAGGCAGCCGACGCGACCGACUUCAAGAGGGAGCACACCAUGCUCAGGAGCUCCAGCAUCGCCGGAGGCCUGGCGGCUCAGAUCAAGAGCGCCGUUGCUGGAGCAGACCCCCUCGCGCAGGCCCCCGGCGUCCGCCGGCCGCUCAGCCGCACGACCAUCAGCCGCCGCAGGCCCGCGCCCAAGGUGAUCACAGACGGCGCGGUGCAGCUGCGAUCUGGCAGCCUGGCGAACUUGUGCGCCGAAGGCGGCUUGGACGACUCGCUGCGGUCGCUGCCCACGCCGUCGACCUGCUGCUCUACCAGCCCAGGAGGAGGCAGCCCCCCCGGCUCCACGAAGACAGCGGGGUAUCCAGCGGGACCCUGCCCGCGGCUCCUGCAGCAGAGCGACCUGGCCCAGAAGCCCGAGACGGCACUGGCGGCGGACGUCAAGGGCGCAUUGUGCUCCGUGCAGAUGGCCCCCGACGCUGGCCCGGGCGGCAACUCCGACAUCCGCACCAAGGUCUUCCGCGUGGGGGCCCCGCUCCUGCGCAGCACCAUCCCGCUCAGCAUCAGCAUGGGUCGCAGCGGCGGCACCUCGGCGGCCACGAGGGCCGCCACGGCCUCCGAGCCGGCGGCGCCGAGCGGCCAGGGCGCGCCGGGCCACCGCGACGAGGACGAGGACAUGAGCGACGUGGAGUCGGUGCGGUCCUCGUCCGAGAUCGGCGUGGACGACCUGGGCACGCUGAAGGUGACGCUGGACUUCCCCUGCUGA
This is a messenger RNA of Prorocentrum cordatum, 1935 nucleotides long. The record is from the annotation of a GenBank genome assembly. Lineage: Eukaryota; Dinophyceae; Prorocentrales; Prorocentraceae.